AUGGCAUGUCCGGCUCGAACAUACCCCCUCCGCCAACCACCGAACCACAAGCCUCCCAUCCCCAGGUGGCAACUAGUUUUGAGGGAUAAUGUCAGUCGCGUCUUCACGGCGUACAUCGGCGUACAGCCCCUCGGCGGCACCAAGGUAGCGGUAGACAAGGCGGCAAAAUGCAUACAAGCAUGGUUAGAUAGGCCGGAAGCAUCCAAGCCGCAGGCCUUUGAGAGCUUCAAAGUUAUAAAUGGAGAUGACACUCAAGAUGCCAAAGUGUGGGCCUGCUACUGGGACAGUGAGGCCCAUGGAAAAGACGGCUUACAGCAACUCAACCUGCCAUCCAUCUACUCAGCACUGUCCGCAAUUGAGCAAUCGACCAUCGGGCUUUGGAGCGAAAGCUUCUCAACCCCAGUUUCCCGACUAGAGACGAACUACACCGGGCUGGACUACUUGCCUGGUAUGGCCAAGCUACCUGGCACUACCACCGCGCAACAUGAGAGGACAGCAUACUGGGGUGCAGCGCGAGACCGCAUUCCCAACUCUGCUCACGAUCUCUUCAAGAAAGUAGACGCGGUUGAUUCCAAGUCCGGAUUUUUUCAGGAUCCUGCUGGCAAACACCUCGUCGGUACCAGCUACGACAACAUGGUCCACAUUCGCUCCGGACAAUAUUGGGAAAGCUGCGGUCCCGGAGAAACCGCCUCGUACGAAGAUCAUCUCGAGCCAGCGUUGGAGAGUGGACUCGAAUAUCUAUGGGAAAAUCGCGAUAUCAGCGGAGCCAUGGGACUGCGCUACCUCCGCAACACGGAUGGGUCAGAUAGGGUGCUGAAGGAAACUUGCGGCGCCGGCUUCUUUUGUAAUCUGCAGCAUUUGGAGGACUGGGCCAGGAGCCACCCGUCUCAUCUGGCUAUCUACACCGGGGCCAUUAGACAUGCCAAAAAGUUUGGACGUGAGCGCAAGUUUAGAACCUGGCAUGAGGUAUCGAUUCUGAAGGAAGGUGAGGCGAGUUUUGAGUACGUGAAUUGUUUGCCCGAGACGGGCGUUAUUCCCUUUUUGCAGUUGGAGGAAGUGCCACUACAUGCCGGCAAAUGA
Molecule: messenger RNA, 1080 nt
Organism: Metarhizium album ARSEF 1941
Lineage: Eukaryota; Fungi; Ascomycota; Sordariomycetes; Hypocreales; Clavicipitaceae
Exons: 1
Coding region: 1-1080 (359 amino acids)
Source: RefSeq, a predicted model, not a curated record